This is a messenger RNA of Phaedon cochleariae (mustard beetle), 3764 nucleotides long. The record is from the annotation of a GenBank genome assembly. NCBI's taxonomy places the organism in Eukaryota, Metazoa, Arthropoda, Insecta, Coleoptera, Chrysomelidae.
UCUUGAUUGGUGAAGAUUUUUAUACAAAUUUACCUACCUAUAUCUCAGAAAAUGCUUGGAGUGAAUUUUUUGAUUUGAUGAAUUAACUUGAAGAAUUCAAACUUCAAUGGAAAUUUAAAUCUGAAAAUGGAUCAGUGGAAUUGAAGAGUAGAUUUUCCAGAAUGGUCCCACAUGAAUCACCAAAGUGCUUAUCUACAACCAAUCCGAAUCAAUUUCAACCGCCAUUACAGCACACCUGAUCAAACCAUUCUAGUGUGAUGGUUGGAUCCCUUACCAUUUUUCCGAAAUGGGCAGCUUACCGAAUCUACAUGAGUUGGGCAAAGAAGGAGAAGAACAAGGUUUCAAACCAGGUCCAGCCUUGGGACAUCUUUGUGGGGGUUGCAAUGGAGUACAAGCCACCACCGAGAAAUCGAAGAUGCUGUAUAAAUACUCCGGGCAUCACAAAAUCACUAAAGCGCGCAGUAAUCCGACAGACUCCAAUAAGAUAGUAUACGAUGACGUCAUGCUUGAGCAUAUGGCCACCUACUCUCCUGUAUCUACGAGAUCAAGAUGUAAUCUCCAUCAGCAGAGUGGAUUCAAACGAAAAGAUUCAAUAAACAGCUCCAUCGGAGCGACAUCUGUGAGAAGAUUAUUGGCAGUUGUUAGGGGAGGGGGAAGUAGUCAGCCAGGUCAUGGUGGUACUCCAGUCAUCACGAGAAGAGUCCUCAUAGCCAAUCUGACCAUCGUCUGCAUCAGUCACCUUUUAACCUCCGCUGCCUACUUGCCUUUUUUGGCCCUACAGGCUUCCGUAUCCGCAUGGUAUCGCCCAGGGGACGAAACGUCGACUAACAUCACAAUCGGUUCGUUCUUGGUUUCAGGAACGUACUUAGUAGCUGCAUUUUUUAGUCUGAUCGCGCCUCUAGUCCUGAAGAGGGUCAGUCCAAGUAUAGUCGUGACGUCAUGUCAUGGCAUCAUGAUAGUCCUUUACCUAUCCCUUCUCUACCCCAUCACGUACGUAGUGGUUCCCGCCUUUAUCGUCUUGGGGUUGGUCCAAGGGUUGCUAAGCUCCGCACAAGUGUCUUUCCUCAUGGUGCUAUCCCAUCGGAUGACAGGGCUUUUCCACGAGGAAGAAGAAGAAGGAAGGCAGGCAAGAAGGACUUGCAUCAUCAGAAGAGUGGCAAGAGCUUUUCAGGCUUCACAUGAUUUCGGUUUGAUCUUGGGCUCAAUACUGUCCGCAAUCCUCAUCAGCUAUUCUCUGAGGAUAAGCGUUAAUGAAAGAUUAUUCGAUAACUUCACUUCCAUAGUCACAGAUGACUGUCCUUGGAACUCCUCGUCUAUCCCCGCCCACUGCCAUAACGCCACUCAAGCCAUGUACGCCACGUCUCCUACAUCAGACGACUACGCCUCUCUGCUCGAUAGUCUAUUCGAUAGGACGGAGGAGGGAAGGCUAUGCGGCGCGCAGGCGUGUCCGGUACGCUUGGCCACGCCCAACUCGACCUUGGAGGCGGGGUUCAGGAUACUAUCCACUGGAAUGGCCGAUACGCUUGUGGGCGUGUAUGCAGGAGCUUGUGGGUUGGCCUUAGUUCUAGCUGCCUUGGGACUGGAUCGCAUCAAGAUGCUGGUUUAUCAGGAUCCCUUAGAGAGAGGAGAGAUGCUAGCUAUCCUGAGGAAUAUUAGAGAUGGCUUCAGGGAUAGGAGACUACAAUGGGCAGCACCUCUAGCUGUAUUCAUAGGUCUUGAACAAGCGUUUAUGUACGCUGAUUUCAGCCAAUCAUACGUAGUGUGCACUUUGGGUAUACAUAGACUGAACUUGGUGUUUUUGGCCAUGGGGCUGCUACAAUCAAUUGCUGCUUGCACACUCAGCAUGUUACUGAGGACAAUCAGAAGAUACUAUGUAGUAGCUGUUGGUUUCGUGUUUCAUGGUUGUCUCUUGAUGGUGCUCGUGCUUUGGAAACCAACUGAGGAUGACCCAGCACUGUUCUAUGUGAUAUCAGCUUCGUGGGGAGUUUGUAACGCCAUCUGGGAGAUGUUAAGCUUUACGUUUUUGACUGGCCAAUACGCGGACAGCUGGGAAGCGGCCUUCACCAACGCAUUCUUCUUCCGCUUCUUGGGCUUUUCAUUGGCCUUUUUUGUACACGGUCUACUCUGCAACGUGCUCAAGUUGUACCUUUUGGCCUUGUGGCUUGUGGUGGCAGCGGUGACCUUCGGUUGGCUCGAGGUCAAGCUAGAGAACGUCCGCAAGAUCAGGAACAUUACUAGGUUAUGACCAAUCAUAAUGCGGUUCUGGUGAUGACUGAAGACAUAUCAACCAUUGUACUUCAAGGAUAAGUAUUGAAAUGUAUUUUUACACCACUAGCUAUAGAACCUACCUUUUCAAGACGUAAAGUGUGUUUUUACUAUCAAGGUAGUUUUCGUCAUUUUAUGAACCACUAUAUAGUCAAUAAAGACAUAGCCACCUCUGCUAUAAUUAACCCGAAUUCACCGUUCUGAUGCGAGAUUCGUAUCAAUUGCAUCAAUAAGGACUUGUUCAUAUGCUAUAUUGUUAUAUUAUAUAUUAGUAUUAUAUUUCAGUUUCUCAGAUCUAUAUGAUGGUUGAAAUAUAUUGCUAGUGGUGAAAAACAUUAAAUAAACACCAUUGGUAGUAAAGAAUGAUAUUACCAUGCGGAACCUCAUACCCCUUGGCUGAAGCCUCUGGAUAUAAUCUUGGGUAAUAAUGAUAUUCUUUAAUACCUUGGUGAAUAAAUGACUAUUACAUGAAUUCGGGAAAUGAGUAGUAGUGAUCCGAAGUACUAGGAAUCUACAAGAGUUGUUGUGGGCAAAAGCAGCAGCACUAAAAUCAUUUUUUCAAUUAACUACUCAGUCAUAGCUUAAGCCCAAGUGUAACAAUCAUUAAAGAAAUCAAUAUAUUUCUGAAUGAAUUUCGAACAGUGUGAUAUUUUUCGAUAAUAACGAAUUUCCUUCACGAAGCACACAGUAACAUAAUUCUUAUAUUAUGUUGACGAUUAUAAGCUGAUAAUCUUGCAUACUUGGAGCGAUAAGCAGGAGAAAAAUGUAUAGAAUGAUUCACAAUAAGUAUCUACAAUUUUACUUUCCUUAGAAAUAUUGGAUGUUAAGGAAGGUGUAUGUACACUGUGUAAAUCCAUGUCACAUAUGUUCAUAGUUAGUAAUGUAAUAAUGAAGACUGGUUCGUAAUUUGGUUGUGUGAACGCUAUUAUGAUGAUGAAUAUCUCUGAUUCAGUAAUUUUUUCAUUUCUAAAGAUAUUUAGUUAGCAUUAUAGGUAUCCUUACUAAAGUUAGAAGGUUUUUGUAAGUUUUACAAUAAAUAAUAAAAUACAGUAUAUUGAAAGGCGAUCGUCACCUACUCUGAAUUUUUAGUAUCAUUGAUCAAUAUUAUCAUCAGACCUAAUUUGUGGAUUGUUUUGUAGGAAGACGUAAUUUUGUAAUAUUGGUAUACACAAUUUUCCUGUUUCUAGUACUGUUGAAUAUCUGUGAAUAUACGACGAAUCAAAUCAUAGCACUAUAUUUGUAAAUGACAGAGGAUGAUUUACCAUGAAUGUUUUUCCCAGUUAUCAGCAGCUAUUCCAAACUAAUUCUUCACCAUUAACUUCCGAAAUAAUUCAAUAUUUCGUGAUCCGAGAUUAUUCCCACUUUCGAAAUUUAGGAUUGCCUUGUAUAUUUCAUUGAACUUGACGACAUAUGUUUUAGAAUAACGUCUGAAACAUUCAAGGAAACACUCAGUACAUAAAAUAAGUAAUUUUUGUGCGCCAAAUGUUUUCAUACUAUUA